AUGGCAGGACUGUGCUUAGUUCUCAUUUCAGAGCGCACGUCUGUGUACUCUUUUAUCGAUGGGAUACUAACGGACCCAAAUGACUCCAUUCUUCUGAUCGAUUUUGAGUGUGAAUACAACAUAUCCAAUAAUAGGAGCAUCGAUGUGCUGCACACUGAGACCAUAGCAGAGGACUAUCCGCAGAACAUCAUAGUAGUGAACAGGAUUAACUCUCUUGUGCACUCUCCCGUUGAAAUGCAAAUUAGGCUGAACAUUCUCUCUGAAUUGGUCUACAACGAUAAAACGGUCUACAUGAUAACGAGCUACAAAUACUCGCACACACAAAAAGUAGUGCCGUACAUGAAGUACAUAGAAAGAAUGGUGGACAUAAAGAGCACGAUCAGCGCAUAG
Molecule: messenger RNA, 390 nt
Organism: Nematocida minor
Lineage: Eukaryota; Fungi; Microsporidia
Exons: 1
Coding region: 1-390 (129 amino acids)
Source: RefSeq, a predicted model, not a curated record